GUCAAUGGGCGUCUGCUGGGCUUGAGUCAUACCCAUAAAGUAAUUACUGAUGAUUCAGUGAAUUCUGUGACUGAUUUCUUCACUCCCAUGUCAAGAAGAACUCACUUUAAUCUACCAUGGACAUUAACAAAGCAAAAAGCAUUGUUCUAGCUACGUUAUUUGUGGUUACACUAUUAUCAUGUUUACUGCCAUUAAAGCUAAUGGAUACAAUCCGAAAUGUCGCAGAUCCUGUUCGGAAACUAAGGUACUCACGAGUAAUCAGUUUGUUGAACUGUUUUGCUGGAGGAGUUUUUCUUGGGACCUGUCUACUAGAUUUGUUUCCUGAAGUGCAAGACAACAUUGAUGAGGUCAUGGUUGCGUUGAAAAUCAACAGUUCAUUUCCAUUUGCCGAAUUCCUAGUUGUUCUAGGACUCUUCACCGUUUUAAUUGUGGAACAAAUAUCUCUUGAUUGCAAACAUGAACCUUCACAACAAGAAAUUGGUGAAAGAGAACCUUUACUUCAAGGUUCCACAAGGGAAGUAAAUGCAACAAAUGCUGAUCCUGAGGUGUCCUUUCUUUAUGGAAGUGGACAGCCUAUCAAUGAAGCAUCUCAUCAUAGUCAUAGUGGUCAUAGCCAUGAUUCUCAUCAUUCAGCCAAUUCAUCUCUACGAUCUCUCUUAUUAUCAGUGGCUCUAUCUCUACAUUCCAUUUUUGAGGGAUUAGCAAUAGGAUUGCAAAAAAAUGUAGAAGAGGUUCUGCAAAUUUUUGCGGCUGUAGUGCUCCAUAAAUGUGUAAUUGCAUUUGGUCUUAGCCUCAAUCUUGUUCAGAGUAAUCUUCGGACCAGAGUGAUAAUUCAGUUGACUCUAAUAUUUUGUCUCGCUGCUCCGAUUGGUUUGGGAAUCGGAAUGGGCGUUGAGUUAAUUAGUAACUCUCUUGAGGCAACAAUAUUGAGUGGUAUUUUGCAAGGUAUGGCUUGCGGAACGUUCCUUUAUGUGACCUUUUUCGAAGUGCUGCCGCACGAGUUGAAUAGCAAUGAUCUGAGAACGCCAAAAAUGCUCUUCAUCAUUCUCGGCUUUGCCGCGUCUUGUGCUAUCGUCUUUCUGGAUCCUGACACUGCAAAACCAAGAUGUCCUUAGUUUAUAAAAGUCCAAUUUUAUAUCUCUGGAGAGGCAUUCUCAACUCAAUAUGAAUGCCAAGGUCUAUUAAAACAUUAUUUCUGUGUUUAUUGAAAACUUGACAUUUAAACUGUUUUGCAAACAAUGAGGCGCGUUAAUUUCGAAUAUGAUCAUAUAACACUUUCAUAAAUAAAAAUGUGUACAUAAUUUGUACUUUGAUACUGUAAGCUUGGAUUUUCAUAAAUAUAAUGAAGCAAUAGUGCGUAUAA
Molecule: messenger RNA, 1363 nt
Organism: Daphnia pulex (common water flea)
Lineage: Eukaryota; Metazoa; Arthropoda; Branchiopoda; Diplostraca; Daphniidae
Product: zinc transporter ZIP1-like
Exons: 4
Coding region: 117-1115 (332 amino acids)
Biological process (GO): zinc ion transmembrane transport
Cellular component (GO): plasma membrane
Molecular function (GO): zinc ion transmembrane transporter activity
Source: RefSeq, a predicted model, not a curated record